CUCAACAUGGCGGAGGUGGACGCCACAGUUUCUGCCUUCAUUUGGAAUUACGUGUUACCCUGGGCACUUGUGAUUAUAAUUUUAAACUAUAUCAAUAGUUAUAUUUACAGUCCUUAUAAGGCUGCCUAUGCUUGGCUCUUAAACCGACUGGGGUUUCACAUGGCGAAAAAAGCAUACAGGAAAAAGGAGAGAUUAUUUUCAUCACUGGCGAAAUUACAUGUUGACGGUCGACCGCUGGAUAUCCUAGAAAUCGGAGUCGGAGGGGGCACGAAUUUUGAAUAUUAUCCUCCUGGAUCAAACCUUAUCUGCAUCGAUCCAAACCCACAUUUUGAGAAGUACUUAAAGGAUAACCACUCCAAAUACCCUCACGUGAAUUUGAAGGGUUUUGUGGUGGGAACGGCAGAGAAAUUACACGGGUUUCAUGAUAACAGUGCAGAUGCAAUAGUGUGUACAUUCGUCUUAUGUAGCGUAGAAGAUAUAGAAGAAGUGUUGAAGGAGAUAAAAAGGGUUUUACGCCCAGGAGGGAAAUUUUACUUCCUGGAGCAUGUGUUAGCUGAUAAAAACACACAUCCAUGGGUGUACAAAAUGCAAAAUUUCAUCAGACCAGUGUGGAAAUGGGUCGGUGAUGGGUGUGAAUUUCAAGACACAGCACUUCAUAUUGAAAAGGCUGGCUUCUCACAUGUUGACCAAGAGCACUUCAACUCUGCUAUCAAAUUUAAACUAAUUCAACCAAUGCUGAUGGGGACUGCCACCAAGUAAGGCGUCCUUUCUUGUGCUAGGAUGGACGCUGCAUCAGGGUGUUCGUAUUUGGUAGAUUUUUAUAGAAAAAAGUUUUUAUGGACUUGGAAAAAUUUAACAGGAUUUUUCUGAGUUUAUAGUGUUUUAAUUCAAUGUCCUUAAUUUAAUUUAACUUAAUUUAAUUUAAUUUAAGCUGCAAUGUAGUGUUAUUUAAAAAUCAGUUUAACUGUAUGACUGUCUGGUUGUGAAUAUUUUAUUGUGCUCAAAUUAUUAUGAAAAUAUUUAAUAGUUAUGCAUUUUUAUCUAAUCUACACAAUAUAAGUUAUCUCCAAUUCUUUACAUUUUAAAAAGGUGAAUUCCAAAUUGGAAAUGUGUUAUACAUGAGAUGGAUGUGAAUGCUGUAGUAUUUACUGUGUGUGUGUGUGUGUGUGUGUAUGUAUGUGUGUGUGUGUGUGUGUGUGUUUGUAUGUGUGUGAGAGAGAGAGAGAAAGAGAAGAAAAGAGAGAGAAAGAAAGAGACAGCUUGCUUGCUAAUCGGAAAGUUUUCACUAUCAGAGCCAGGAAUUUUCUUGAGGGGGGUGAGAAGUGGGAGGGGAACCUUUUUUGGUAAGUGAAAUGAGGUAAAAACAAAAUUACUUACAGUAGAGUAGAUAAAUUUUACUGUAAUGUGUAAGGUACCGAAAGGGAAAAUAUUUUCUUGUCUCAUUUAGCCUGUUACAUUAUUUUUUCAAGGGGGUAGGAG
Molecule: messenger RNA, 1479 nt
Organism: Lingula anatina
Lineage: Eukaryota; Metazoa; Brachiopoda; Lingulata; Lingulida; Lingulidae
Product: thiol S-methyltransferase TMT1A
Molecular function (GO): S-adenosylmethionine-dependent methyltransferase activity
Source: RefSeq, a predicted model, not a curated record